Oppia nitens is the source of this 685-nucleotide messenger RNA. RefSeq lists its product as uncharacterized. Bases 30 to 563 code for a protein of 177 amino acids. The record is from RefSeq and is a predicted model, not a curated record. NCBI's taxonomy places the organism in Eukaryota, Metazoa, Arthropoda, Arachnida, Sarcoptiformes, Oppiidae. The transcript is spliced from 2 exons.
AUAUUUAACAAUUAUUAACUAUUAUAAUAAUGAAAUACAUUAUUAGUCUAAUAGUUGUAAUAUUUAUUACACUAAAUAAUGUCAAUUGUGACGUCGAUCCGGUAAAAUUGAAAGCCGAUAUAACGGCACUCAAAACUACUACUGAAUUGGAGAUCAAAUUAUUGGACAAUCAGUCGCACAAAGAGCUUAACAAAAAACUGGUUGAGUUUGACCUCGAAAUAGACUCAAUGCUUAACCUACUGUCCCAUAUCGAUCCCAAAACUAAAGAUGGUCAAUUGCAGCUGCAAAACAUGCAAGGUGCAUUUUUGCAACUUGUACCCAAAGUACAGGCUGAAAUAGGCACAGUCAAUGGCACACUGGUUGGUAUGAUACAAAAAACUAGUCUGGAUCUGGCACUACAGGUAACUGAUUUGGACAGAGAUUUGCAGACAUUGGCUCAAAAAGCUAAAACCGCCGAUACUGGCAAACUGGUCCUGGUCAGUUUACCAAAAUUAGAUGCAUUGGCUGCACAAUUAAAACAAGCCAUUACCGAUAUUGAGGUUGAAUUGAAAAAGUUACCAUAGAUUAUAAAAAUCAUAAUUAAAUAACCAAAAAAAAAGUUUUAUUAUUUAAUUUAAAGCUUAAUUUACAACUUCUGAUAAAAAUAAUAAUAAAAUAAAUAUAUUUUUGUUGAUUUACUUAAUGA